This is a messenger RNA of Hyaloscypha bicolor E, 709 nucleotides long. RefSeq lists its product as uncharacterized. The record is from RefSeq and is a predicted model, not a curated record. Lineage: Eukaryota; Fungi; Ascomycota; Leotiomycetes; Helotiales; Hyaloscyphaceae. The annotation marks the transcript as partial. The transcript has 2 exons.
GUAGACCCGUUAGAUCGUAAGUGGAAGAAUGGACAGUGCCAAAGUACAUGCGAAUGGCCUGGGAGCUUUGGUGAGGAGUAGAGGUGGCAUCCAAGGUCUGGCCGGCUGCCCAUUCACAAUGGGAUUUAUCAUCUGGACUGACACCAUCGCCUCUCUCAUCAUGGACACCGAGCCAUGCAUACCGCUAAACCAUCUCUCACCUCCUCAAUCUCAUGGAGACUGGGCCACAUCGUGCCCAUUAGCACCCCGGUACCAAUCAAAGCUAUCAAAUUUCACCGGGUUGCCACUUCUUAGCCAAGAGACCAUAGAAAUCUAUAAAGACUUACGGCAUUUCAUCACAAUGAAAGACAGCAUGCCCGUCUCGCAUGACAAAUCAGAGCUCCAACCACUUCUAGACAUGGCAGGACAACUUGACCGCCGACUCCUCAAGCUCAUACUAUCAGACUGCCUCGAUCCACCAUCUCAGACGACGGUAAUAUAUAAACUAUUCGGAAAUGCAGCUCUCAUCCACCAAGUGAUGUUCAUCCGGCAAGCCCCAACCCGGCUCUCGCUCUCUAACAUCGUCUCAAGCCGAAUACGAACCUUGAUUGAAGCCAUCGACCUGGUAGCUCUACGGAUACAGUACCCUAAUGUGAUGCUUUGGGUAUUGAUGAUAGGGGGUAUUGGAGGUGUUGGGACGCCAGAUCAGAGGUGGUUUGCGGAGAGGCUU